Messenger RNA from Choloepus didactylus (southern two-toed sloth), 939 nucleotides. Its product is annotated as olfactory receptor 6C2-like. Lineage: Eukaryota; Metazoa; Chordata; Mammalia; Pilosa; Megalonychidae. The coding region runs from base 1 to 939 and encodes 312 amino acids. Gene Ontology annotation, molecular function: G protein-coupled receptor activity; olfactory receptor activity. The record is from RefSeq and is a predicted model, not a curated record. Gene Ontology annotation, biological process: G protein-coupled receptor signaling pathway. The transcript has a single exon. Gene Ontology annotation, cellular component: membrane.
AUGAAAAACCAAACAGCACUAACAACCUUCAUCUUGAUGGGACUGACAGAUGACCCUCAGCUGAAAAUUCUCCUUUUUAUUUUCCUAUUUCUUUCCUAUAUAUUGAGUGUAGCUGGAAACCUAACCAUCAUCACCCUUACUCUUGUUGACUCCCACCUUAAAACACCUAUGUAUCUUUUCCUCCAAAAUUUCUCCUUCUUAGAGAUUUCAUUCACAACUGCUUGUGUUCCCAGAUUCUUGUAUAGCAUAUCAUCUGGAGACAGGUCCAUUUCCUAUGAUGCUUGUGCCAGUCAGCUGUUGUUUACAGACCUCUUUGCAGUAACAGAAUUUUUUCUCCUGGCCAUAAUGUCCUAUGAUCGUUACUUGGCCAUCUGCAAACCGCUGCGUUACACGACCAUCAUGAACAGCAAAGAAUGCAAGAACUUUAUCCUUUUCUGUUGGAUAGCAGCACUGAUGAUCAUUCUCCCCCCAAUCAGUCUGGGUGUGGGUCUGGAAUUCUGUGACUCUAAUGUCAUUGAUCAUUUUUGCUGUGAUGCAUCUCCUAUCCUGAAGAUCUCUUGUUCAGACACAUGGCUGAUAGAACAGAUGGUUAUAGUAUGUGCUGUGCUGACUUUCAUCAUCACCCUCAUGUGUGUAACUCUUUCCUACAUUUAUAUUAUUAGGACAGUUCUGAGACUUCCCUCUGCUCAACAGAAGAAAAAGGCCUUUUCCACUUGUUCCUCCCACAUGAUUGUUGUUUCUAUUACUUAUAGUAGCUGCAUCUUCAUUUAUGUCAAACCUUCAGCCAAGGAAGAGGUGGCUAUUAAUAAAGGGAUUUCACUCCUUAUUACUUCUAUUUCACCAAUGUUGAAUCCCUUUAUUUACACACUGAGAAACAAGCAAGUGAAGCAAGCUACUAUUUACUUAAUAAAAAAACUUGCAUUCCUCUCAAAGGCUUAA